Molecule: messenger RNA, 7011 nt
Organism: Stegastes partitus (bicolor damselfish)
Lineage: Eukaryota; Metazoa; Chordata; Actinopteri; Pomacentridae
Product: pleckstrin homology domain-containing family G member 1
Exons: 17
Coding region: 304-5112 (1602 amino acids)
Biological process (GO): intracellular signal transduction
Molecular function (GO): guanyl-nucleotide exchange factor activity; small GTPase binding
Source: RefSeq, a predicted model, not a curated record
GAGGGAGGCAAACUGAAGGGAGAGAAAGAAAAAGAAAGAACAUCAGCCAGAGGAGAGGUCUGAGCAGAACACAGUGUUUGCUCCGGUGUCGGACUCCCAGGAGAAGGAUUCACAAUGACUGGCAGCGUUUGGGAAAUCUAGGGGACUUUUUUUUUCCUGUUCUUUUCUUUCCUUGACUGGGGAAUACUUCUCGGACUACUCUGGAUAUGUGACCCCGCCGGAGAGCUGUUUCACUUCUAAACCUGCUCGUCACCUUUUUGCAGUCAUUCACCUACAUUUCAGUUGAACGGGAGCCAAGCCACAAUGCCUACCGACGAUUACAGCUACCUGCCCGAUGCGCUGCCUCCUCUUCCUGAAGUCCCGGACUCCGGCUCGGUCCUGAGCUCCGUUGACAUCUCAGCCCGCUGCCUCCGCAACCCGGCCUUCCGCCACGCUUCCUCGCGCUACUGCUCCGCCCUCAGCAUGGACUCCUCGCCGGACAGCGCCGAGAGGCCCAUCAGCUACAGCUCCACCUCGUCCUCGGCCUCGUCCCGGGACAGUCACUGCUCGCUGGGGAGCCGCUCCACUCUGGUGGCCGCCCCUCACUGCAACCCCGUGACCUCCAACAGGGACUCCGGGGCCAUUCGGUUGGAGCUGGUCCCCGCCAGGCAGCUGGGGUGUGGAGAGGAGGACGACAGAAACGACGGAGGGAAUGACACAGGGAGUGGGAAAGGGAGGCAAGGUGGUGGACAGACUGCGACAGAGCAUUCAGAACCAGAGCUGAGCCCAGAGGGAGGAGAGCGGACCAGUCAGGUGCAGGGACCCAUAACGUACGUGGACCGGGUGGUGCAGGAAAUACUGGACACAGAGAGAACAUACGUCCAGGACCUGCGCAGCAUCGUAGAGGACUACUUGGAGUGCAUCAGCAACAACUCUCGACUGGCCCUGAGCUCGGAGGAUAAAGGCUCGCUGUUUGGCAACAUCCAGGACAUCUACCACUUCAACAGGGACCUUCUUCAUCAUCUUGAGAAGUGCAACGCAGACCCUGUGGCCAUCGCAGAGUGCUUUGUAUCCAAGAGUGAAGAGUUCCACAUUUACACCCAGUACUGCACCAACUACCCACGGUCGGUGGCUGUGCUCACGGAGUGCAUGAGGAAUAAGGCGUUGGCCAAGUUUUUCCGCGAGCGCCAAGAAUCUCUGAGGCACUCCCUGCCCCUGGGCUCCUACCUGCUCAAGCCAGUGCAGAGGAUCCUCAAGUACCACCUGCUGCUGCACGAGAUAGCCAACCACAUGGAGAAGGACACAGAGACCUAUGAGGUUGUGCAGGAAGCCAUAGACACCAUGCAGAGAGUGGCCUGGCACAUCAACGACAUGAAGAGGAAGCACGAGCAUGCUGUCAGGUUGCAGGAAAUCCAGAGCCUGCUGACCAACUGGAAGGGUCCCGAUCUGAUCGGCUACGGAGAGCUGGUUCUCGAAGGAACGUUUCGUCUGCAGCGAGCCAAAAACGAAAGAACUCUCUUCCUUUUUGACAAGCUUCUGCUGAUCACCAAGAAACGAGAAGAAACCUACACGUACAAGGCUCACAUCCUGUGCUGCAACCUGAUGCUGGUGGAAGUGAUUCCUAAAGAACCGCUGAGCUUCAGUGUGUUUCACUACAAGAACCCCAAACUGCAGCACACGGUCCAGGCCAAAUCACAGCAAGACAAGCGCAUGUGGAUCUUACACCUGAAGAGACUCAUACUUGAAAACCAUCCUGCCAAAAUCCCUGCCAAGGCCAAGCAAGCCAUUCUGGAGAUGGAUGCAAUGCAUCAUCCCGGGUUUCAUUACAGCCCCGACGGUGACAAGAAGGAUUCCCCUCAAACCAAGGAAGGCCCCACUCCUCGCAGAGGACGCAGGAAAGAACCUCUUUCCAAAUUACUGAAGAAUGCGAAGCAGAACGCUGCCAACACUGACGGUGAAAAGAGAACCAGUCUAGGUGCCACCCUGCUGUCUCCAGUGUCCCAGCUGGCUCUGGGCACUAUCGGUCGCAGCCGCAGCCUCAUCAACCAAUCACAGGAGUCCUUGGAUCCCGGCGACCACUACGACCACAGCGACAGGGAGGAGGGGGAGGAGCAUCAUCAGCAGGACGCCGACGACGAGGAUGACAGCGGUCUGGGAGGCGGAAAGAGGCUGCGAGUUCCUGGCAAAAGCAGCAGGAAGCGGCUGAACCCUCAGGCGUCUGUUGAUAGCAUAGAACAGUGGAAAACCUUCAACAUGAGCGCCUCCGACCUGCAGAGAGCCAGAGAGUCCCUGGUGAGGGAAGGAAGUCACCACCCGCCGCUGCUCCGGACACCUCGAGUGACAGAGGAACCUCCAGACACCCCCAUCCCCUCCGUGAUAGUCACAGAGAGCGACAACUCUGUGAGGAACAUUUGGGCCGACCACCGGGCUCGCAGGGCCAUGUUCCCGACCCGCCAGAGGACCAUGCAGCCCGACGACGAGGACGAGGACAUCUACCAGAUGUUUGUUCCCACAGAGCCCAGCGCGCCAGAACCAGAGGUGCCCUCGGAGAGGUCGGAGGCUCCGUCGUUGCCCAAAACCGCUCGGCCCUGCAGCUGGCAUGUGGAGCAGGUGCCCACGGUGCAGAUCGACCCUCCACCCAGUAACGGCCGAGUCCUGCGGAGGGCGAGCAGUGCAGGAGAGAAGGCCACGGAGCCCCGAGAGAGUCCUGAAGACGAGCAGACCGAUCACAGCAACCUGGAGGUGAUCCACACCGAAUCAUCCAGCAAUGACAUGUCCGGCUCAUCCUCAGCCGAGCAACUGACGAUAGACGAUAUUGAAAACGUGUAUGACAACAUCAGCUACGAGGACUUGAAGAGCAUGGGCCUCAUCAGAAGGGAUCCUGAAGAAAGCCAGUCACGGAAGGAGCCGUCUGCAGAUGCACAAGGUUCCCAGGGCCAAACAGAAAGGCUACCAAGUGCUCCGGUGGUCACAGAGUCCACGAUCGAACCGGACGAUUCAUCGGAGAGCAACCGCUCCUCCACACAGGAAGGGAAAGCGUUUGGAACAUGUGAGCUGAAGAUCGUGGAGGAGAAUAUCUAUGACACCAUCUGCUUUAGGGAGCCACCGUCCACAGAGCUCAAAGGAAUCAGUGAAGGCAGCAAACUCAAACAAGAGCGGGACAGUCUGCUGGCCUCGGAGCAGGACCUGACUGGAAGUCUGGGAGGGUUUGUUUCUGAGGAGAGCCUCCACUUUGGAGAGGAUGAAGGAACAGAGGCCUCCUGUGCUGUUCCGUGUUCUUCUGAGCCAGAUUAUUCCUCGUCUUCUGCCUCUGAGACGUUUCCCCAGCGCUCACAGAAAGGAGACAAGAUGUCCGAGCACGUCGAUGAGAUCUGGAACGACUUAGAAAACUACAUCAAGAACAACGAGAAGAAGGCUGAUCGACUUCCUGCUGCGUUCCCUGUGAGCGCCAGCGAGUCGCCAAAGAAGUCCUCGUCUGUCAAGAACAGUCCUACAAAGAGCGCUCCUGUAGUCAGUCCUCCAGCAGCCGGCCCCCUGCCCAAGAGCCCCCCAGCAAAUCAGCCCAAACACCCGCCUGUCACCUCCACACCGUCCUUCACCAUCCCAGUUAUCAACCUUCCAGAUCUUCUAAGUGAAAGCACCACUGAGGAAGAAAACCACAGCCCUGCUCCCACAUCGCGGCCCCUCCCGGCCACGCCGGAGCCCCUCCCAGGCACCGUGAAGAGCAUCCGCAACAGACUGGCUCGCCUCAGCAGCGGCAGCUUCCGCCUGGAGGACGACGAUCUGGUGGAGCUUCCUCCACGAAGCACCUCUCCAAGAGAGACCUCCAUCAAGGACCUCCACAGUUUGUUUCCAGGGGAGCUGGCGGGUCUGGACUCGCCCCUGGCGUCCUCCUCUCUGCUCCUGGGAGAGUCGGUGGACUUUCCCCUGGAGCUGAUGGACAAAACCAAGAGCCGCGUGUUCCUGAUGGCACGGCAGUACAGCCAGAAGAUCAAGAAAGCCAACCAGCUGCUGCGCAUGAGGAGCAUGGACCCCGGAGACUCGUGUAGUCGGGCCAGAGCAGAGAAGAAGCAGAAGGACCUCGCCGCCAUCUUGGAGGAGAAGAAGCAAGGCGGUGCAGCCAUAGGUGCGAGGAUAGCCGAGUACUCCCAGCUCUACGACCAGGUGAUGUUCAAGGACUGCCCCGGUCAGACCUCCGCCGCCCCUCACCACAGCCACCCGGGGCUGCCGUCCUCCCCGUCCAUGCCCGAGACCUCCCUGGACGACGACUGGCUCCACUCCACCUACAGCAACGGGGAGCUGGCCAGCUUCGUCUCCUCGUCCAGCGAGGUCGGGGACGCCCGGGCGUCCUCCACCCCUCAGUGCCGGCUCACCUCCUCCUGCUCCAUCCCCUCCCUCAAGACCUUCCCGUCCUCCCCCACCACCCCGCCGUCGCAGAGGUGGAGCUCGUGCGUGUCGGCGCCGAGCGAGAAGGAGGAGGAGCACGUGUACAGCUCCAUUAAGAGACAUCCCUCCUUCAACGCGCCGUCCUCGCCCUCCUCCAAGUCCCCCCCGCCCGCUCACUGCCAGUCGGUCGGCUCUCUGGGCAGCCAGCAGCAGGAGAAGAACCACCAGUCUGGACUCAAGUGUAACGGACCCGCAGUGGAUCGAUCCACAGACAGACUUCACGGCCCCAGUUUGGGUCGGGCCGGCCGGCAGAGCAGCCUCCCAGAGCGGUUUAGCCAGGGCCAGUCGGAGCUCACUUUGCACGACGGCCAACACGUGGUGGUCCUGAACCGGGAUUCUGCGCUGAGCAUCCUCACGGCCACCCAGAACUACCUGGCCAACUUCAAGGACAAUGGGGAAGACGACGACGACUACGUGGAGAUCCGCUCGGAGGACGAGAGCGAACAGGAGCGGGACAGGUUGGUGCAGAGAAACGGCAGCUCGGCCGUCCUUUCCGGUCAGAGCCGGGUUCUGGUCCAGUCUCAGAGUCUGCCGUCCACCCCGGUCCGCUCCUGCGACCCGCUGAGAUCUCUGAACCGGGAGCAUCUGGAAAAGUACCUGUGGAGCGAACCGCAGCAGAACCAACCCAACAUCGUCCAGUCUCUGAGGGAGAAGUUUCAGUGUCUGAGCUCCAGCAGCUUCGCCUGAACAACAAGCCAAAUAUAACACACAGCGUAUCGCACCACAGGGGGGCGCUGCUGCUGCUGCUGCUGCUUCAACGCUCCACAUCUGUUCCUACGUCAUAAACUAACAUCUCACAAACAUCUGUCAGCAUAGAGCAGAAGCAGUUUCUUUGUUCACGGCCGUGUUUGUGACGACACACACUCUGUUACAGGCUUCAGAGGACAACACACUCGUUACUGUUAACGGUCAAAACGCCACAUCAAAGCCUGCGUUAGCACUUCCCUCAGAUCCGGCAGGAAGAGUUUGCCAGAUGUUCUCAAAGCAGAGACAGAAAGGCGCUCGGUGAAUGAAGAUGAACAAAGGAACUCAAACUGUAUGUAGAGACGAUAGGAAGCUGUUCAGUAGUUCAGGGUGUUCCUAAAGCGAUAAAUCAUCUUUUAUGGAAGCGUCACACAUCUGGCAGGUCUUCUCUCCACAUGUCAGGAGAACCUCUUCGACCACGAUCCCUUUCUUUUAAUUUCGUUCUUAAGGUUAUUUUAACUGCAGCUCUAGUUAAUCUUAACCCAGAUAGGAGAGGCCGACCACAGCUACCACUAGCGUUGGUUUUUUGUUUUUUUAAAUCGUGCUUUCACUAUCAGACAGUUCAGAACAAGCAGCUUUACAGACUUACAGUUCAGAUGUGCUACACGGGCUAGUUUGUCACUUUUAGCAGCUUUUUAAGCAAAACAAACAGAAAACACGUUACACGGCUAUUAAACGAUCUGUUAGAUUAAGUAUAACUAGACUUAGACCUUUGAGUCUAUCUGAAGUUAUUGUUCGUCACUCUGCCGACUACCAGUAGGGUGUCCUGCUUUAAAAACUAAAAAACUAAAAAAAAAAUCAAGAGAAGAUGCUGAUAUUUUAGAUAAUCUAUAAGAAAGCAUAGGAGUUCAUAUUUAUUUACAAUCUGUGAGCAAAUCAGACGUGUUUUUAACGUGUAAUAGUCUGGGGGCAUCCGUCAGCGAAAUACUCAUCUCAGCAGCUAGAUGAUGUGUUUUAGUUUUUUAAUUCAUGCUAAUUUUAAUUUUUAAGAGGGACCACAAAGGAGAGUUAGCUCAAAGACUACAGUACAGUUCUGUAUUUGGUGUAUUUUAUUUUAUUUUUUUGUCUCAAAUAGAUGUCGAGCUGUUUGUUUACUUGUUUACAUCCUGGGACGCUCCCAACACUACUGAUAUCACAUCACAGACACAACGUCACACUCACAUCCUCGUCAGUCACUUCGUUAAGGUUCAUGCAGCACAUUGGUUUUAUCUCCCUUCACACAGUCUUUAUCACACGUUUCUUUUUUUUUUUUUAAAUCACUUAUUUAUUUGAAAGCAUCCUCAUGUUACUGCCCCUCGUCACUAUUACUGCAAGCCACAGACCGGUUGUAAAUGAAAGUAAAACAUAUUUAUUAAAAAAGAAAAAGAUGGUUUUAUUUUAAUUUAGGGACUCACAAAAUUUGAAUCAAAUACUGUGAAUAUUUUUCAGAAAAUGGUAGUUUUUCUGUCACGCACUGCUUAAUCCUUAAAUCACCGAAACACAGACGUUGAGAAGCACAACAACACGCCGACGGUUCAGAUCAGGAGAUGUGCAUCAACCACAGCUUAGGAAUAUGAAGUAUGUUCUUGUUUGUUUUUCAUUGUGAUUUUUUUGUCCUCUGUUUCACUGGUGGGGAUUGUCGGUCUUUAUUGACUCUUUUUUUGCACUUUUCUGUCUUUUUUUACAUUUUACUUGUAAACACUUUGUAAAGAUGUACAUUUUAGGAAAGUUAUUCUUGUAUGCCAUAGGUAUGCUUUACAAUGCUUUGAUGUUUAAGUUAAGUGUACUGUAUUUUUUUAACUGCCUAGUUGUCAUCGCUCAACAAAACAAUGUAUUGGAGGUAAUAAAAUCUGAUUAAACUCA